GGCAGUGUUGAAGGCGAGCAGGGCGGAAGCUGCUGUUAGAUCGUGAGGUUGUGCUGGAAGUCUGCUGGUGAAUCAGCUAUACACGGAUACCUCCCAGGACAUGCCAAACAUGAUAGGGAAGUCUCUGUUGACGGCUUUCACUUUGUGCGUAAUGUCUGCAUUACAACAGCAAAUGGUGCACGCAUUGUCCAUGCUUAAAGCACCAACAUCCCCAGGAUUCCAUAACACUCUGACAAGCUCUAGAUUGAUCUUUCCCUGUCAGCCUAGAUCGAAAUGCACAAAUUUGCGACUGGAUACUGGAGGUGAAAGGUUAAAUGCCAGGUUGGGAAAAGUUUACGAUGCUGGACUGGAAUACGAGACAGAGCUUAUGGCUGCUCGGAUCUCUGACUCUCAUAUCCGGGCAUUUGCUCGGGACGGAAUUGUCCCACUUCGUAAGGUCAUUGGGAAAGAAUGGAUCGACUUGAUGAAGGAAGGAACUAGAAAUGGACGAGCGGAGGAUUGUGUAGAAUCAUUGUCGUUAUUCGCAAAGAAAGGGCCAUUGCGAUCAGUUUCAUGCCGAUUGUUGAACUCUGCGAAGUCUCUCCUCGUAUCAUCAUGGCUCUACAGUGAUUUUGAAUGUGAUCGCGACUUUCAGCGACCAGAAAUCGGGACAGAAGAAGUGAUCAAGACGACGGUUGCUUUCUUUGUGCCUCUCGAUAGCGUAUCAGAGGAUGAGAGCAUCAAGGUUCUGCGCGGCAGCCAUCUUUGGUCAGAAGAUUCUUUCCCCAAAGGUCAUCAAAUCUCAGCAGACGUUUCCCAGCAGCUCAGCAUCGGCGCAGACCUUGAGCCUGGAGAUUGUGUUGCGUUCCAUGGAAGAAGCGUCAUGAACAAACAUGUGAGGGAAGGGAGUGGCGGAGUCUUGGUAGCUUAUGCAGCAGAUACUGCCGACUCCAGUUGCAACCUAGAGGAGGUCUGGGAGGACAAGCUGUACGGGAUGCGAGGAGAGACCCCGACAACAGUGGUCCAAUGGAGCAAAGGGAUUGCACCUCCAAAUAAAGACUGGUAUACCUGAUCGCCAUAGAUGGUUUGGCGCCUGUUCUCUUCAUAAAGCUAGAGCCAUGAAUUUUGUACAUUCCCUGUCACUCGAAAUAAAACCUGUGAUAUGUUCU
Messenger RNA from Guillardia theta CCMP2712, 1148 nucleotides. RefSeq lists its product as hypothetical. The coding region runs from base 101 to 1051 and encodes 316 amino acids. The transcript has a single exon. The record is from RefSeq and is a predicted model, not a curated record. NCBI's taxonomy places the organism in Eukaryota, Cryptophyceae, Pyrenomonadales, Geminigeraceae.